UUAGGGAGCCUCAGGGAAAAUGUUUGACAGCAGUAUAUUUGGCUAUUCCUAUUUCACUUCUCAAAAGGCAGGUUUGAGGCUGGCACGCCGACCUUGGAGUCCACAGUGGAGCUGCUAGGGUUUGGUUUCUCACAUUCGGAGAGAUUGCACAGCAGGAGAAAUAAAAAAUAAAUAAAUAAAUCAGAGAUCCCCGUGACUCUGGCGCCCUCGCGGCUGUUCGAGUGACGUCAUCGAUCUUACCGGUGUCGUCGGGCCGCCUGCAAGGCCGCGGCGGAAGAAGUCAGACCACCUGGCGGAGCGGGCGGACCGGGAGCAGCGCCCGGCUGGGACUCCACCGGCGUGUCUGCGGCGGGCGGACCGGGAGCAGCGCCCGGCUGGGACUCCACCGGCGUGUCUGCGGCGGGCGGCGGCUUCCCGGGCAUCAGUGUUAAGAAGUUCGGUCGGGAGCUGCGGCGGAUUGAACGACUCUCUCUCUCUGUGAAUGGAUUCCCUCGGCGGACGGCGGCGCAGCAGGCUGGAGGUAGCGGCUCGGCGUUAACGUGAGCGCUCAGACAGAGCUUCGCGCAGGUUAGGUGCCGGGACCGAAAACUGUGGCAGAUGUACCCAAACUCUCUCAUUCGUCAUUUAGUAUGGUGAGGAAGUCUCUUUUUUUGUGCUUAGUUUGGUUAAGUUUACCUUGGACUCUUGGGCUGGUGUUGGAGUCUCACUUGCAGUGACAUUGACCCAUAACCCCCAACUCUGCUUUGCAGGUUCUGUCUCCCCAGGAGUUGGACUCUAAUUUUAGCUUUUGACCCCUGGAACAGGAAAGGGGUUUUUGAAUUUAGCAGGGGGGGAUACCUGGUGAGAACCAGUCUGGACUGCACCAGCAUUUAUUCAUAUUCACUGGACAACAGGAACAGCGUUUCUGCCCGACCAGAUCUGACACCAUCUGCACUGGAGUCGUGUAUUUAAAGGACCUAUCUGGCCCCUACUGCCCCAGGACCAUGGGCUUUCUUUGGGGCAGAAUUAUGCUGCUGUUGGGGAUGGUUCUUUGCAGGACAGAGGGCAGCGUAGCUCAACAGACCACGACCAAGAACAACGUCCCCCGGCUAAAACUCUUCUAUAAAGACAUGUUGGAGUCGAACAACCUUGUGACAUUUGACGGGCUGGCCAGCAGUUCGUCUUACCACACCUUCAUGUUGGAUGAGGAGAAGGGGAGGCUCAUAGUGGGAGCCAAGGACCACAUCUUCUCCUUCAACCUCCUGAACAUCAGCAAAGACUAUGCACAGAUCCCUUGGCCAGCUUCUCCCACCAGAAGAGAUGAAUGCAAGUGGGCAGGAAAAGAUCUCUCGAGAGAGUGCUCAAAUUUCAUCAAGGUGUUGCAGCCUUUCAACCAGACCCAUCUCUAUGUGUGUGGGACGGGAGCCUUCCACCCCGUGUGUUCCUACCUGGAGGUGGGCAAGAAACCAGAGGACAAUGUGUUCAGAAUGGAGCCUCACAUAGAAAACGGCCGGGGGAAGAGUCCCUAUGAUCCCAAGCUGCUUACGGCCUCUAUGCUAAUUGAUGGCGAAUUGUAUGCUGGAACAUCGGCUGACUUCAUGGGACGGGACUUUGCCAUUUUUCGUACUCUUGGAAAGCAUCACCCAAUCAGGACGGAGCAACACGACUCCCGCUGGCUAAAUGAUCCCAGGUUUGUUGGCAUUCAUCUGAUUUCAGAGAGUGACAACCCAGAAGACGAUAAAAUCUACCUGUUCUUCAGAGAGAAUGCUAUGGAUGGAGAGCAUGCUGGGAAGGCCACGCAUGCUCGUAUCGGGCAGCUCUGCAAAAAUGACUUUGGAGGUCACAGGAGUCUUGUAAAUAAGUGGACCACCUUCUUGAAAGCUCGACUUAUUUGUUCUGUGCCUGGCAGUAACGGAAUAGACACCCACUUUGAUGAACUACAGGAUGUUUUUGUCAUGGGCACAAAGGAUCCCAAGAGCCCAAUCAUCUAUGCAGCGUUUACCACUUCAAGCAACAUCUUCAAAGGUUCGGCUGUGUGUAUGUACAGCAUGACAGACAUCAGGAGAGUGUUUCUGGGUCCUUAUGCUCAUAGAGAUGGACCCAACUAUCAGUGGGUGCCCUUCCAGGGACGUGUUCCCUACCCACGGCCUGGCACAUGCCCAAGCAAGACUUUUGGAGGAUUUGAUACAACCAAGGACCUUCCCGAUGAAGUCGUGACCUUUGCCAGAAGCCACCCAGCCAUGUUCAACCCUGUCUACCCCAUUAACAAUCGUCCAAUCAUAGUCAAAACAGAUGUGGACUACCAGUUCACCCAGAUAGUGGUGGAUAAGGUAGAAGCAGAAGAUGGACAGUACGACGUCAUGUUCAUAGGCACAGACAUGGGGACUAUUCUGAAAGUGGUGUCCGUCCCCAGAGGCUCCUGGCAUGACCUAGAGGAAGUCCUGUUGGAAGAAAUGACUGUCUUUAGAGAGCCAACGGCCAUUACAGCCAUGGAACUGUCAACAAAACAGCAACAACUGUACCUGGGCUCAGACAUCGGUGUUUCCCAGAUGCCUUUGCACCGGUGUGAGGUUUAUGGGAAGGCCUGUGCUGAAUGCUGCCUGGCGAGGGACCCUUACUGUGCAUGGGAUGGCACAGAGUGCUCCAGAUACUUUCCCACGGCCAAGAGGAGAACAAGGAGACAGGAUAUCAGGAAUGGAGACCCACUCACACAGUGCUCGGAUCUGCAACACCAUGAUGAACUCAGCGGGCAGACGACCCUCCUGGAUAAAACUGUGUAUGGCGUGGAGAACAGCAGCACUUUCCUUGAGUGCAGUCCCAAGUCUCAGAGAGCCCUGACGCAUUGGCAAUAUCAGCGUUUCACUGACGAACGCCGACAAGAGAUCAAAUCAGAGGAGCGUUUGAUCCGCACAGACCAGGGCCUGCUGAUUCGCACACUUAGCAAGAAGGAUUCCGGCAUCUAUCUGUGCCAGGCGGUGGAGCACGGCUUCAUGCAGACUCUUUUGAAGGUGACCUUAGAGGUCAUCGACACCGAGCGCCUGGAGGAUUUGCUUCAUCGCGAUGAAGAGGCCGCAGCCGGUGCCCCUGCCCAGGACUUUUCUUCACCUCGAGAAACUCCAAAUCAAAAGCUGUGGUACAGAGACUUCCUGUCCUUGGUGAACCACCCGACUCUGAACACCAUGGACGAGUUCUGCGAGCAGGUUUGGAAGAAGGAGAGGAAGCACAGGAGGCAGAAAUCCCAACUGGUGCAGCAGGGACAAAUACACCAGCAGCAGCAGCAGCAGCAGCAGCAGCAGCAGCAGAAGGUUCCGGUGAACCCUCACACCCACAUGCAUGCUCAAGGGCUGGCAGCCAAGUGGAAACACCUGCAAGAGAGGCAGAAGGGACGCAACCGCAGGACCCAUGAACUGGAGAGGGCGCCCCGCAGUGUCUGACAUAAGAACCCUUUAACUUUUUAACACCUAAACCUGAAACCACACCCAGUUGUCAUUCUGUAACCCUGAUUAACGUACCCAGCUAUCUUCUCCAUAUUAAGACACAGAGUUUUUUCCUCACAGACUGGACAGAAAAGUUAAACUGGAACAAAGGUAAUACUUCCCUGAUGUCCCGGCUGGUGUGUUGUUAUGCGUGGGCAGCCAUAUUUAUGGUUUGCCUUUACAGAGGACUGCAGGACACAGGAUGUUAUAUCACACCACACCGUCGGAGCAUAUUAUCUCAGCUGGCCUCUGUGGCCUGAGCACUGCAGAGGACCAGUGUCAACCAGCACACGGACUGGAUACAUACAGUAUGUCCGCCCUAUAGCCAUGACUGACUCUGUGUCCAGAUGGCGGUGUCGAUGGCAUUGUCGCAUGGCAUGCUGCUUUAGGUGUCUUUGUCAGUGUGAAACUAGAUUGAUACCUAAAAAUACCCGAUAACUGCUUCACAAACAUGAAAGAAGAUGAGAUUGUAUUAACGAAGAGUCUGGAGAAAAAAAUGGACUUGCAUUGGAAUUACAAGCUUUGAAGCCCAUUGAAAGCACAAGGCGGGAUAUUUGAUAAUCAUUGGUAUUAUAGAUGGUUGUAUCAGUCGACGUGAGAGAGAAAAUUGCCCAAGCACUGCAAGAAACGGAGAGCAACAGUCACCAUUUGUCAACAGAUAUUGUUAUGUAGCUGAAAUGUGUAAAUACUGUAUUCUAUGACAUCUCCGCAAACUAAAGGGAAUGGCUCGCAGUUGUCGUGACUCUUUGAUAUUCUUUCCUCAGAUAGAAAUGUAUUUAAGAAAAAGUCUUUUUGAGAGCAGUUGUCUACAGGGAGUUUUUGUACUGGCCUGUGUGUCUACACCCUCGAUAAGUUUCCCGAAGAAGAAGAAGACAGGUUUUAUAAUUCCUUCCAGUGUCAGAAGUCAUUUGCAGAUGUUGACCGUCAUGAUAUAGGGAUGGCUACCAACUGUAUCAAGUCAGUGCACAAAAUGUUGCUUUAAGUAUGAUUUGUAUACACUUUUGUUUACACUUCAUGUGUAUUUAUUGAUAUACAAUAUUGUACAUUGUGAAAAUAUUUUCUUGAUUUGCAGUUUUUUUUUUUUUUUUUCUUGCAAUUUAUCAUUUGAUUUGAUUCAUUUCAUUUACUGGACCAAUCUCUUAAAAUAACUGUAUUAUCACAAUAACUUAAGUAAGACUGGAAGUUAUUUAUCAAUACUGGUCAAUAUUACAUGCAUUACAUAACAAAUUGCACAAAGCAGUAACCCAGUAUACAACAUGUAUUUCUCCCCCACAUUUAUUCCCUCAUAUCCAUAUACAGGCUGUGCAGUUUUGGGAGUAAUAAAUAGUAAAAAUACUUUUUCUGGAUAUAAAAAUCACACAAUGCACACACACACACACACACACACACACACACACACACAAGCACACCUAGAAUGUAGCUGUGAACAUUAUGUAAAUAUAAAUUCUAUGGUCUAUGUAUGACAAGUAUGACACUGUGUACUAGUGCAUGUGAAUACUGUUGUAGUGUUCCUGUUUUGCCAUAGCUAUCUGAUGUCGUCGUCGUUAUUCUGUUGUUUGCUAAUGCGGUACACAAUAUUAACUAUUUCAAAGAUGUAAAUACUAGUUACUGUUAGGCCUCUAUAUAAUUGAUGAUCCCUGAGGUAGGUAUUUCCCGAACGAUGCAAACAAGAUCGCCUGGGAUCUCACUGUGGACUGCAGCGUCCACAGACCAGUUUAAUAACAAUGAACAAGGCCAGUGGAGCAUUGCAACACAUCAGCAUGUCACAUGACUUUGUCUCGUGUGUGUGUGUGUGUGUUUGCGAGCUUCAUCUGCCUUUGGAAUCUGUGACGGGGGGAGAUGAGAAACAGCUGGAGCCAAGAGCUGUGGAACUUUCAGUGGAGAGGGGCAUAAGAUAAGGUCAUCGUUAUUAUCUAACUUGGACACACGGCCGAUUCGAGGAAAUGAGGUGCUGCUGCUGCUGCUGCUGCUGCUGCUUUUAGGCGUGACGAUGGUGAUGAUUAUGAUGGUGAUGUAUUCUACUGAACUAAUAAAUGUCUCUUCAUAAA
Messenger RNA from Scophthalmus maximus (turbot), 5503 nucleotides. It is a transcript of the gene sema3ab, whose product is annotated as sema domain, immunoglobulin domain (Ig), short basic domain, secreted, (semaphorin) 3Ab. The record is from RefSeq and is a predicted model, not a curated record. Lineage: Eukaryota; Metazoa; Chordata; Actinopteri; Pleuronectiformes; Scophthalmidae. Gene Ontology annotation, biological process: neural crest cell migration; negative regulation of axon extension involved in axon guidance; semaphorin-plexin signaling pathway. The transcript is spliced from 18 exons. Gene Ontology annotation, molecular function: chemorepellent activity; neuropilin binding; semaphorin receptor binding. Bases 984 to 3413 code for a protein of 809 amino acids.